AUGAUCGUCAUCGCCGUAGUAGUGGUGCUGCUCAUCACUCUGUACUUCUACGGUACGAGGAACUUCAAGUACUGGGAGGACAGAGGAGUGAAACAUGACAAGCCACUCCCACUGUUCGGAAACAACCUGCAGGGCUACCUGUUCCGGUCCAGCAUGACACAAGUAGCUGACGAGAUCUACUGGAGAUAUCCCAACGAAAAAGUCGUCGGAUUCUACCGCUCCUCGCGACCUGAGUUACUUAUAAGAGAUCCAGAAAUUGCGAAACGUAUCCUGAUCACCGACUUUGCCCACUUCUUCGAGCGUGGCUUCACUCCCCAUAAGACGGUGUUUGAGCCUCUGAUGCAGAACUUGUUCUUCGCUGAGGGAGAUCUCUGGAAGCUGCUCAGACAGAGAAUGACACCAGCCUUCACUACGGGCAAACUGAAGGCCAUGUUCCCGUUAAUAGUUGAGAGAGCAGAAAAACUGAAGACACGAGCGCUGACUGCGGCCGCUGAGGGCAAGUCUCUGGACGCGCGCGACUUAAUGGCGAGGUAUACCACUGACUUCAUAGGAGCCUGCGGCUUCGGACUCGACGCCGACUCACUGAACGAUGAGGACUCCCCGUUCAGACAGCUCGGAAUUAAAAUAUUUAAAAUGAGACCUCAAGAAAUAAUUACAGCCAUUGCAAAAGAAUUGUUUCCAGAACUGGGCAGGAAUCUAAAGAUAUGGACUCGAGUGGAGAAUGACAUCAACGAGCUUGUCGUAGAGAUAUUGAAGAAGAGAGACUACAAGCCCUGCGGGAGAGGAGACUUCUUAGAUUUAAUGUUGGAGUGUAAGCAGAAGGGAGUGAUGGUCGGAGAGUCGAUACAGAAUAAGAAACCCGACGGCACCGCGGAGACAGUCACUCUGGAGUUCACCGACUCGCUGAUUCCUGCUCAAGUGUUUGUGUUCUUCGCUGCUGGCUUCGAGACCUCGUCAUCAGCGACCAGCUAUACUCUACAUCAGCUAGCGUAUCACCAGGACGUUCAGAAGAAGGCGCAGGAGGAGAUCGACCGCGUGUUGGCCAAACACGACGGGAAGCUGUCGUACGACGCAGUCAGAGAGAUGCACUACUUGGAGAACGUGUUCAAGGAAGGGCUACGUAUGUUCCCGUCGCUCGGGUUCCUGUUGCGACAGUGUACGAAGUCAUUCACGUUCCCGGACCUGAACCUGACGAUAGACGAGGGCGUGCGAGCUCUAAUUCCUCUCCAGUCGCUGCACAAUGACCCGAAGUACUUCCCCGAGCCGCACGUGUUCCGCCCGGAGCGGUUCGAGCCGGACGAGUUUGACGCUAACAACAAAUACGUGUACUUACCUUUCGGAGGCGGACCCAGAGCUUGUAUAGGUGAGCGCCUAGGUCUGAUGCAGUCACUAGCCGGGCUGGCAGCAGUGCUGUCUUGCUUCACGGUGGAACCUGCCAAGGAGACAGUGAGGCAUCCUGUCGUGGAUCCACUCUCCAGUGUGGUGCAGAGCAUCAAGGCUGGUCUGCCACUCAUGUUCCGGGAGAGAACUAAACAUGCUUGA
This is a messenger RNA of Spodoptera littoralis (African cotton leafworm), 1542 nucleotides long. NCBI's taxonomy places the organism in Eukaryota, Metazoa, Arthropoda, Insecta, Lepidoptera, Noctuidae. The record is from the annotation of a GenBank genome assembly.